AUGGAUAAGAAUCAUGGGACAAUGGAAGCAGUCGGCCAGACAGAAGAUAGCAAAGUGCCAGCCAUACCGGUUCCGCUGCAUCCUGGGGAAUCGAUGGGGUUUUACGACCAUCAGUUUUGGAGCUGGUUGAGCGAAUGUGGGGAAAAUAAGUAUUCGCUGCGCUUGAAGCCAGAUAUGGAACGGAAAUAUCGUAUGUCGUUCGCUUACCUUAGGCUCGACAGGCCACAAGUAUUGUCAGUGAUUGGGGACCACUCAACCAGGACCGAGCCUGCUCGAACUCUUCAACUAACUACGGAGACCCAAUCACAGCUACCCAUCAAUGUGGAGGAAUCAGCGCCCACUCAGUCAGCAAUGAAUAUGGAGACAGAUGCUGACGAUAUCGAACAUCAGACUCAGGCUCGAAGUGCGCGCGAGGAACCUUGCAGCAAGCGCGCUCGGAUUGAUGUGGAGCCCAAAUUUGUGAGUCAAGCACGUGUAGCCCCAAAGUUAUCUUCCAGCCACUCAACGGCGCAUCCGGAACACAAUCGAAGUGCAACACUUUCGUCAAAUCAAGCAACACCUCGGUCCAGUUCAGAGUUAACAACUAUCGCAAUAUCAACAGGAGGUGUAGCUCCAACUCAAACUACAGACAACGUUGCUGCUGCAGCUGGAUCUGUGCUUGUUGCAACGUUGCCGCUGAUAUUGGAAGAAAAGCAGUCUCAUGUGGCGGAGAUGCGACUAAGGUGUGAAGCGACAGUUCCUAGUCCGACAAGAGUGCAAUCAAAGUCUGACUCGUCCUUUGCUAAGGCGGCAAUACCUCGGUCGCCUGCUGCUUCGUCAGAGAUGGAGACAAGUCCAGCAAUCAGUACAGACGUAGUUGCUACCUUGACGAAGAAAUCGACAUCCUUUCUGCCGAAAAGCGAGCCAGAUUGCUCGAUUCAGGGCGUUCUUACAAACUCAGUGGGUAAUGAUCUGGAGGCGACAGUACCGUCACAAAGCAAGACAGAGCCAUUGGGGUAUACAGAAGCUCCAGCGAUACCCGACUUGGCAUCGCUCCUGAUGCUUCAGUCUGAGCAGUCAUCAGAAGUGUCAUCGUCAAAGCCAGAACCAGAGACAGUUGCUUUAUCUCCGUCUCCAUCGGCGCCUUUAGCAGCACCUGGAUCCCCAUCAACGCUUCGAUUGGCGACGACAGAAAAUCCAGCUUCUGCACGCCAGAGCGCAUACGCGACUUUAGCGAAGGCCACUUCUGUACAGGCAGAUUCGAACAUCCACAUCAUCAAGGAUGAUCUUGCAGAUACGGACACAUCUGCAUUCAAGUCCAGCUUUGUUUCACUAGAGUCUGCGGCAGAGGUGUCUGAUACCGAAUCAGAUCUUGCAGACACUUAUGGCCCGCACGAUGGCGAUGUUAUGAACCCCGAUGGCUGCUGCUGCACGAAGUGCAUUCGCAGUUGGGCUAAAACGCUGACACAUCGUAUGAACCGCCUUGGACAGAAUGUUGUGGACCUGAAAAGACAAGUUCUGACUGAUGGAAGGAUCAGGCUACCUUCGGAGUGA
Peronospora matthiolae is the source of this 1533-nucleotide messenger RNA. The record is from the annotation of a GenBank genome assembly. NCBI's taxonomy places the organism in Eukaryota, Oomycota, Peronosporomycetes, Peronosporales, Peronosporaceae.